Molecule: messenger RNA, 465 nt
Organism: Adineta ricciae
Lineage: Eukaryota; Metazoa; Rotifera; Eurotatoria; Adinetida; Adinetidae
Source: the annotation of a GenBank genome assembly
AUGAGUAAUACCACACAACUAAUUCAUAUAACAUACUUGCAUACAUCAGCAGUUCGAUUAAUAAUAUCGCUUCGUAGUUAUUGGAACAAAAGUCCAAAUAUAAUCAUGCCAUUCGGAAAUCAAGAAAUUAACCGUUGUCCACGUUGCAAUCAAGCUGUUUUCCAUGCAGAAUCCAUCCCAGCUGCUGGCAAAAUGUGGCAUAAAACGUGUUACCGGUGUGGUCUUUGCAAGAAAAUGUUAGAGGCAAUGACUAUGGCUGAACACGAAGGUAAUGUGUUUUGCAAACAAUGCUAUGCUCGUAAAUUUGGUAUUCGUGGUGUUGGAUUUGGUGUUGGCGCUGGUGCACUUGCCAUGGAUACUGGUGAUCGAUUCGGAAACACUGAAUCACUUCCAAACAAACCAAAUUAUCCAACACCACCUGGUGUUGCUGCAGCAAAUCGAGCUGCUGCUGGUGAUGACGAAUAA